UCCUGCAUCCUCUCCACUUGCCACCUGAGCCCGGUGAGAGCCUGGGAGCAGGGAGGCAGGUGGGGCACGACGUUGCCCCAGCCCCCCGACACCUCCCAAGUCCGGGGUGGAAACCCCAAGUGCAGGAUAGCAUUGCAGAUGCCAGGCACAGCAAGACAUGACCGAGAGAUGGCAAUCCAGGCCAAAAGAAACCUGUCCAAAACGACUGACCCUGUAGAAAGACUUCGCCUGCAGUGUUUAGCAAGGGGAUCUGCAGGCAUCAAAGGACUUGGCAGAGUAUUUCGAAUUAUGGAUGAUGACAACAGCAGGACUCUUGAUUUCAAAGAAUUUGUGAAAGGAUUAAAUGAUUAUGCUAUGAUGAUAGACAAGGAAGAAGCACAAGAGAUUUUCCGGAUAUUUGAUAAAGAUGGCAAUGGAACAAUUGAUUUUGAUGAAUUUCUUGUUACACUGAGACCCCCAAUGUCAAAUGCAAGAAAAGAGAUCAUCAUGCAGGCGUUUAGGAAGUUAGAUAAAACUGGAGAUGGUGUCAUAACAAUUGAAGAUUUACGGGGGGUGUAUAAUGCAAAGCAUCACCCCAAAUACCAAAAUGGAGACUGGACAGAAGAUCAAGUUUUUAGGGCCUUUCUGGAUAAUUUUGAUUCACCCUAUGACAAAGAUGGGAAGGUCACAACUGAAGAAUUCAUGAACUACUAUGCAGGAGUCAGUGCGUCAAUAGACACAGAUGUCUAUUUUAUCAUCAUGAUGAAGAAUGCUUGGAAAAUCUGAUCAUAUGAUUAAAGGAGCAAGACUUUACUUCCACCUUUUGUUACAAAAGAUGAGUUUUUGAACUACUACUCAGGAGUUAGUGCUUCUGUGGACAGCGAUGCCUACUUCAUUUUAAUGAUGAAGAAAUCCUGGAAACUCUGACUUUUGCUUUU
Molecule: messenger RNA, 917 nt
Organism: Athene cunicularia (burrowing owl)
Lineage: Eukaryota; Metazoa; Chordata; Aves; Strigiformes; Strigidae
Gene: CAPSL
Product: calcyphosine like
Exons: 6
Coding region: 139-765 (208 amino acids)
Molecular function (GO): calcium ion binding
Source: RefSeq, a predicted model, not a curated record